Molecule: messenger RNA, 1701 nt
Organism: Pieris macdunnoughi
Lineage: Eukaryota; Metazoa; Arthropoda; Insecta; Lepidoptera; Pieridae
Source: the annotation of a GenBank genome assembly
AUGUUGGUAUUCCUUAGUUUACUUGUGUUUGCGUACGCGCAAGAUAAUCAAGCUAAUCUCUCUGUAAACACGACCCAAGGCGUGGUUAUCGGGAGCCGGGCCACCGAUGGAAAUUAUUACACGUUUUAUGGUUUACAUUAUGGCGGAAACACGGCCGGAGAAAACAGAUUCAAGGCACCAACCCCUCCGCCAUCAUAUCCUGGAGAAUAUUACGCUAUUGACAACAAAGUUAUUUGUGCCCAACCAUCUCCUCGAGGACUCAUCGGUGUUGAAGACUGUCUCGUACUAAAUGUUUUUACACAAAAUGCUACCGGAAACCGACCAGUAAUAGUUUGGCUCGAAGGUGAGGAGUAUACGACAACCAGACAAGAACUAUACUCAUUUAAUAAACUGGUUGAACAGGGUGUUGUGUUGGUUUCCAUAAACUACAGAUUAUCUAUAUUUGGGUUCCUCUGCUUGGGAGUACCAGAUGCACCAGGUAACGCUGGAAUAAAGGACGCGAUUCAGGCUUUAAAAUGGAUCCAGCAGAAUAUUGCUGGUUUUGGUGGAGAUCCAAAUAAUGUAGUUAUAUUAGCACAAGGAUCAGGCGCAGCCAUGGCCGAAUUGAUAACCUUAUCGCCUCUAUCGCAAAAUUUAGUGCAUAAAGUUAUAGCCAUAAGUGGAUCAGCAUUAUCACCGUGGGCCGUAGCAUACGAACCUGUAAAAUACGCUAAAAGUUUAGGCGAGAAGCUGUCAUACACUGAUAAAUCGAAUGCAGAUCUGGCCAAAUUACUGGCAUCAACGGAUCUAAGCAUUUUAACUCCGGCACUAAAUGAUUUCGAAUUCUACAACAAUACUCCUCUUUUCGCACCGUGCGUCGAGCAAUCAAGUAUGGGAGAAGAGAGAGUUUUGACAGAUUCACCAAUAAACUUAAUCCGUAAUGGUAACUACAAUGAUGUCCCGUACAUCGCUGUCUUUGUAGAUCGGGAGGGGACACUGCGAGCUGAACAAGCCGCAGUAAAAGAUUGGCUAGGUAAAAUGGACAAGAACUUCACCGAUUUUAUACAAGUCGAUCUGAAAUUUGAGUCUGAAAAUAAUAGAUCUGCUGAAGCCCAAAAAAUAAGAGAUUUCUAUUUCGCACAAAGAGUUAUCGCUAUGGAUACAAUUGAAGAUUUCUUAGAUUAUCAGGGUGAUACCUUGGUAGCGGUGUCUGUAAUUCGAGGAGUAGCAGAGAGAGCAAAAACUUCUAAAUCGUCAGUGAGGCUCAUGGAGUUUGCUUAUCGCGGUACCCGCAACUCAGACUGGUCAUAUCCACAAAUACCUCUUAAAGGAGCAAGACAUGGUUCAUUGACCAAUUACUUAUUUGACUUUGAUUUACGGCCAAGCGACGCAGCCGUACAAGAUGCAAUCACUAGACGUUUAGUAGCUUUUGUUAAAGUUGGAGACCCGAAUCCUACUAAUUUCGUUAAUCCUGGAAUCCAAUGGAACACCUACACUCCAGAAUCAACAAUAGCCUUGCGUAUCAGUGGCGACGAUGAAAUCAUAGCUGGAAGAAGCUUCCAGGAGGAGGCGAGAGUUAACAUCCACCAACAAAAAAUGGACUUCUGGAAUUCCAUGUACCAAAAGUAUUACAAUCCACCACAAUCGACGUCUUCAGCUGGAAGGCUGUUAUGUUUGAGUCUAGUGUUAACAUUAAGUCAGAUUUUAAUUAAAUUGCUCUGA